UGAAUUUGAAAAUGUUUUUUGUGAGCUGUCAAUUUCAGAAAAUAUAUCAGAUGUGUUUCAAAGUUAAACGAAGGUGUAAAGUUAAACGGUUCAACGGAGUACAUUGGAAAAUUCAGCCGGAAAACUCAACGUCAUAGUACAGAAUAUAAAUUCCAUUACUGGCACCAUUCAAUUUAAUUUAUUUAAUCAUCAUGAGAUCAAAUCCAAGACAAACAGAUUGGCAUUUUGGGAAAGAUGAAAAUAUCAAUAAAUCAAUGAUGAAUUCAAGAAAUUUAGUAACAAUUAUUAAGUUGAUAAUGGCGUCGUAUAGCUACUAAAUAUUUGGAAAGCACCCGUAGUGGGUGUUAACAUAGAAUUGCCAGCUGGUGGUAUUGGUUAUUUAAAGAAUGUUAGAACAUCAGACACCAACGUUGUUACCACCGGCAUUGAAUAACAGUAGCUGCUGGCCUGGGGCUUCUGGAAAAUUAAUGUGGAUAACACCGGGACCUGGACAAUUGAUAAGAGCAGCACUUAUACUUAUCCUUAGUGUUGGCAUUUUAUGUGCUAAUCUACUUGUUAUUUGUGUUAUCAAUAGUCGUCGAUAUAGCAAAUACAUUCAUGCUCAGCCAAAAUAUUUGUUGACUAGUUUAGCUAGUAAUGAUUUAGCUAUCGGUGUUCUUGUCACUCCAUUUGGUUUUUUACCAGCAAUUUAUGGCUGUUGGCCUUUCGGAGAAGUCGUUUGUCAAAUUCAAGCACUUUUACGUGGUGCACUUACUCAACAAAGUGCUGUUAUCCUUGUCUGUAUGGCGAUCGAUCGUUAUGUUUGUAUGUUACAUCCCCAUCGUUAUCAUCGGCAUUCUUCAAAAAAGUAUUUUAUGAGACAGGGUUGUAUGGCAGUUAUCUCGACAACGUGGAUUGCUAGUGUGGCCAUUUUUGGAUGUCUCGUUUUGCCCAGUGGAGGAUAUUAUUUUAAUAGUUCUGGACUAUUGGCUUGUGAUCCAUUUUUUGCUCGAGCGUCGUUUAGAAUAUUAGCCUGUUGCUGUUUUUAUUUUCCCACGACGAUGGUCUUAAUGUACUGUUACGGAUCAGCUUUCCACGUUAAUAAACUACAACUCAAGAGGGUUGUUUGUGUCAACACACCAGAGGUCGUGAGUGGUGGUAAUAUCGAAAGGCUCGUUGCUCACGAGAGACGACUAUCAACAUCGGCAUCUCGAACAAUGGCAGCAAUGAGUCUGGGCUUUAUCGUAAUGGUUACACCAUGGACCAUACAGGAAGUAGUGGUUGCAUGUACCGGAAGUAAACCACCACCAUUUCUUGACUUCCUUGCCACGUGGCUUGCACUUUCAAAUAGCUUUUGGAAUCCAUUCCUUUACUGGCUACUCAACAAUCAUUUCCGACGUAUCUCUCGUGAAAUUAUUUAUACUAACAUUUUAUGUAGACAAAAACCAUUGGGUCCAAAAAAAAAUUGUUGUGCUACUAGUACUGGAGGCUUAGACGUUUGUAGUAUUGGAGGAUUUGAUAUGUCAGGUGUAGAUCGAUGCUCUAUAGAUCGUUGCUCAAUGGCAAGAUGUUCCAAUUCAUCAUUAGCAACACCACCAUUACCAUGGGAAUCGAAUUACUCAAGUAUCGAUAACGAUAUAUGCAUAACGUGAGGAAAAGAUGCUGCCACGCAAACAGAGGAUUUCGGAUUCUCUGAUGAUUGUAGUUAAUACUUUGUGUGGCAGCAUCGUAUUAUUGAUACUAUUAUCAGCCAUUUUCAUUCAAUUUUCACACUGAAUAUGCAUUUAAAACCAGUAUUACCUAACAAUGAUGCAUAUUUCUAUGAAAUUAAAAUUAAAAAAAAAAGAAUGAAACAUAAUAUAGUCUUUGAUAUUUAAAAUCGAUAUGAUGAUGAGUCUGUUAGUUAUUAGACUUUUGGUAGUUUUGUAAUGACAACCAUAAAUAGUAAUAUUUUUAUCAACAAUUGUUUUAAAAAUAUUAAAUUUUUUUAAUCGACAUUAGUUGAGAACCUCAAUGACCGGACUAAACAUACCAGGUAAUGAAAUUAAUUAUAUAUCAAACAAUAGAAACAAUUGUUAUAAAAAAUUACUUUGAUAGUCUGAGAGAUAAUAAACAUAAAAAAUAUAACUAUUAUUCAUAAUAAAUAACGUAAA
This is a messenger RNA of Chelonus insularis, 2132 nucleotides long. Its product is annotated as trace amine-associated receptor 9. Gene Ontology annotation, biological process: neuropeptide signaling pathway. Gene Ontology annotation, cellular component: plasma membrane. The coding region runs from base 387 to 1631 and encodes 414 amino acids. The transcript is spliced from 10 exons. Gene Ontology annotation, molecular function: G protein-coupled peptide receptor activity. The record is from RefSeq and is a predicted model, not a curated record. Lineage: Eukaryota; Metazoa; Arthropoda; Insecta; Hymenoptera; Braconidae.